AUUUUUAUUUAGGGGGGAGAGGAGGGGGUGCUGUUAUUUAGCCUACGCGCCGAUCCGCUGACGAAAUGGCAGCAGAAACACGCAGCAGCAGCAGCAGCAGCAGCAGCAUCACGCGUCUCCCGACUCGUCCGCCCGCAUCAGCACCACUACCGUAACCAUCCGCGCAGUGGCGCAACCUCGUUUAUCCGCGCCCUCCCUCGUGCGGCGGUAAAUCGCGGCGCGCACAGACUUUGCCAGGUCCGUGGAAGAGUUUCUCUUUUAAAUCAUCUGUUACUUGCUCGCUGCGCAUUUUGCUGCCCAACACAAGGAGGGGUUUUGUUUUGGGUUUUUUUUUGGAGACCAGAUAAUAAAACCGUGGGCUCGGACCCCUCUGAAGCCCCCCCCCUCGCCCGCCCGCCCGCCCGCCCACGCACUAUCAUAAUGAGACGGAGACGUCUCCAGCCGGUGUGAGAAAGGUGGGGCGGCUGCCUGCGAUACUUUUUUUGUUUUUUUUUCCUCUCCCCCCCAUGACUUGCCGCUUUCAGCCAUGCAGCAGGAGCACUUGUUCAAAGUUUUGGUGGUCGGGGAUUUAGGAGUCGGCAAGACGUCCAUCAUCAAGCGGUACGUCCACCAGAUCUUCUCCCAGCACUACCGCGCCACCAUCGGCGUCGACUUCGCCCUGAAGGUGCUGCACUGGGACGCCGACACCGUGGUCCGCCUGCAGCUGUGGGACAUAGCCGGGCAGGAGCGGUAUGGGAACAUGACCCGUGUGUAUUACCGGGAGGCAGUCGGAGCGCUGGUGGUGUUUGACGUGACGAGGGCGUCCACCUUCGACGCCGUGCUGAAAUGGAAGGAUGACCUGGACACCAAGUUAACUCUAAACCAUGGGAAACCAGUCCCAGCCGUACUGUUGGCCAACAAGUCAGACCAGAUGGCAGUCCAGCAGUCCAAACUUGACUCCUUCUGCAAGGAGAAUGGUUUCGCUGGCUGGUUUGAAACCUCAGCCAAGGAGAACUCAAACAUCGAGGAGGCAGCCCGGUGUUUGGUAGAGCACAUCCUGGCCAAUGAGGAGAGUACAGUGAUGGACAGGGAUGCUGGUUCCUUGAUGCUAUCAGCAUACACCAAAAAAAGCAAGGAUCGCCUCAAAUGUACUUCCUGUGCCAAUUCCUGACUUCCGCCCAGUCACAGACAACUCUGAAGAAACACACACACAGCUCCUGUGCAGAUACCUCAGGGUUAAGAUAGCUUUUAAACUUCCUCCAUCCCCAAUUUUAGCCCCAACUAUCAGUGAAAAAAAAAAGAAAACCCUGAGACACUAGGACAGGUUGGCUUCAGUGCAACCCAAAUUCAAGUAUGCAACCAUCUACUUUUUGCUUUCUUGCAACAUGUCUCAGGUUCUCCUGGCCCAUUUGCUUUGAAGGGGAUGGACAAAGUAAAUAAAAAUAAGGAUUUUGGAGAAUCUGAACGAAGGCGAUCUCUUUUGCAGUUGUUGUUGUUGGGUUCGUCUGUACUCUCUUGGGUUCCCCCAAUCUUUGAUGCAUGCCGUACUGCCUGUGAACCCAUACUGAUAUGCCUUUAACUGCAUUUUUUUAUUAUUAUUAUUUUAGUGUUUGUCAUCCUAGACAGCUUUUUGUGUUGUUUUAAGUCUGAAUCAUUCAUUGCCUGGGUCCAGAAUCCGCCCACUCCACCGGGUUGACUGAUUCAUCUGGCAUCAUGGCAUCACGGCAUGAAACAGCGGUUUCUCAGUUUAAAAAGCGAUUAUCCAAUGAGCGCCGCGGGGGACUAAAGAUUAGCCAAUCGGCGCCAUGGGCGGGACUAACGCCGUUGUCUAUGUGUUGGCAAGCGUUAGACGCCAUGUCUUCUCAAUAUGGCCCAAAAUCAUAGUUGGUUUUUAGUUCACUCCGCUCCACCCUUAAAACCAGCGUGUUGGCGUGGCUACACAUCAGUGUUGACGAGUCUGUCUGAUAUCAGGCAAAAUCAUUCAAGUCGUGAUAACAAGAAUACGGAUAAGCUAACGGUGCUAAUGGGAACUCUGGACCCCCUGACAAGACGUGAUGCUGGACUACCCCAACUGUGAUGCAUCUUAUUCAGUACACAACACCUGUUUAAAGGGCCCCUCAUUGCUCCCUCCCAUUUCCCCCAUAGCAUCUCGCUGAGAGAACCUCACAUCGACUGGUAUCUAUCCUGCUGUCCCCGGUAAGGCACUAAACUACCCGUCCCGGAAGGGAAGCUGAACGUAAUUUUUCUUAUGGCUCGUCACAUGUAUUUUAUUGUAUUUUAUUUUAUUUGAUUUCGACAUUUGCCUUACAUGAACUCAAUGGCGUUGAACUCGUGCAUGAUUCAUUUACUGAUAAUAGCGCUAACGUCUGGGUAGCGUAGCAGUCUAUUCCGUUGCCUACCAACACGGGGAUCGCCGGGUCGAAUCCCCGCGUUACCUCCAGCUUGGUCGGGCGCAGCGACCGGGACAGCUCGGAAGAGUGCGGUAAUUGGGCAAGUACAAUUGGGAAGAAAAGGGGGGGGGUAAUCAUAAUGGGUUUAGGUCAUAUAUUAGAGAUAUACCAGCACACAGGAGCAGAAUCAGUUAAAGAAUAAGCUGGCCAGCAUAAUCAAUUACAUUAGUUAGUAACCAAUCAUUUUUACACAAAGGCUCCGCCCACCUGUCACCUCAACAAAUUACCGAUUUGUAUGUUUGAAUGUAUGAGGUAGACACCAGAAACAACUAACAAACCAAAACACAUGAGGCAGGAGGAAGAAACACCCUGCAGCACCCGUCCAGGGCGUCGCCUUGACCUAUCUUUAUCUUUUAUUGCACGUGUACAUUACCUGAUCUCUGUUCGUCCAAUAAAAAGA
Molecule: messenger RNA, 2829 nt
Organism: Lampris incognitus (smalleye Pacific opah)
Lineage: Eukaryota; Metazoa; Chordata; Actinopteri; Lampriformes; Lampridae
Product: ras-related protein Rab-32-like
Exons: 4
Coding region: 527-1150 (207 amino acids)
Biological process (GO): endosome to lysosome transport; phagosome-lysosome fusion
Cellular component (GO): Golgi apparatus; phagocytic vesicle; trans-Golgi network
Molecular function (GO): GTPase activity; GTP binding
Source: RefSeq, a predicted model, not a curated record